This is a messenger RNA of Oenanthe melanoleuca, 2479 nucleotides long. It is a transcript of the gene NOX5, whose product is annotated as NADPH oxidase 5. Gene Ontology annotation, molecular function: superoxide-generating NAD(P)H oxidase activity; calcium ion binding. Gene Ontology annotation, cellular component: plasma membrane; NADPH oxidase complex. The transcript has 15 exons. The record is from RefSeq and is a predicted model, not a curated record. Gene Ontology annotation, biological process: superoxide anion generation; defense response. NCBI's taxonomy places the organism in Eukaryota, Metazoa, Chordata, Aves, Passeriformes, Muscicapidae. The coding region runs from base 1 to 2226 and encodes 741 amino acids.
AUGGGAGCGGCGGCGGACGCGGAGUGCCUGCGCUGGGUCGGCAAACAGUUCGGGAAUGUCGCCGGGAAGGAGAAGGAAAUCAGCCUGGAAGAGUUCAAAUCCGCCCUGCAGGUCAAGGAGUCCUUCUUUGCCGAGAGGUUUUUCGCGCUCUUCGAUUCCGACGGGAGCGGCUCCCUGAGCCGGGAGGAGCUCCUGGGAUCUCUGCGCCGGCUGCUCCGCGGGAAUUCCACGGAAAAGCUCCGGUUCCUCUUCCAGGUGUACGAUGUGGACGGCAGUGGCUCCAUCGACGCUCAGGAGCUGCUGCUGGUGCUCCGGGGCUGUCUCCGGGAGAGCUCCCUGGCCCUUCCCGAGGAGCGGCUCGGAGCGCUGAGCCAGGCCCUGCUCCAGGCCUUGGACCGGGACCACAGCGGCUCCAUCACCUUCCCCGAGCUCCGGGAGCAGCUGGAAGCGUUCCCAGAGCUCCUGGAGAGCCUGAGCACCAGUGCCGCCAGCUGGCUGAAGCCUCCCAGUCCCAGUCCCGCUGAGCACUGGCUGUGCUGCUUUUCCCGGGAAUCCCGCCGGGAUCAUCGGGCCGGGCUGUGCUGCUUUUCCCGGGAAUCCCGCCGGGAUCAGCGGCCCGGGCUGUGCUGCUUUUCCCGGGAAUCCUGCCGGGAUCAGCGGCCCGGGCUGUGCUGCCUGGGGGUCUGGGUCGCCAUCUCGGCGCUCCUGCUCGCCCUGGGGGCCCUGGGGCACCGGGAGCGCGGCCCCGCCCUGGCGCUGGCCCGGGGCUGCGGGCAGAGCCUCAACCUCAACUGCGCCCUGCUGGCCGCCCUGGUGCUGCGCCGCUCGCUCACCUGGCUGCGCCGCUCCGCGCUGGCCGCGCUGUUCCCGCUGGAGCGGCACCUGCGGGGCCACGAGCGCGUGGCGCACCUGGUGCUGGCGCUGGGGACCGCGCACGCGGGGGCGCACCUGGCGCACGUGGGCCUGGCCCGGCGGGACUGGCAGGUGGCCCUGGGCGAGUACCUGCGGCGGGCGCGGCCGGGGGCGGGCGGCGUGGCCGGCAGCGCCCCGCAGACCGGGCUGGCCCUGCUGGCCCUGCUCCUGGCCAUGCUCGCCUGCUCCAGCCCCUGCGUGCGGCGCGGCGGCCACUUCGAGGUUUUUUACUGGAGCCACCUCUCCUACAUCCCCGUGUGGUUCCUGCUGCUCCUGCACGGUCCCCACUUCUGGAAGUGGUUCCUGAUUCCUGGCUCCCUGUUUUUCCUGGAGAAGGUUCUGGGCUGGGUGUGGCGCCGGGCGGGGGAUCUGCACAUCCUGGAGGCCAAGCUGCUGCCCUCCAAGGUGACCCACCUGGUGAUCCAGAGGCCGAAAUCCUUCCGCUUCCAGCCGGGGGAUUAUGUCUACCUGAACAUCCCGGCCGUGGCCGCCUACGAGUGGCACCCCUUCUCCAUCAGCAGCGCCCCGGAGCAGCCAGAAACCCUCUGGCUGCACAUCCGGGCCCGGGGCCAAUGGACCACCAAGCUCUACGAGUAUUUCCAGCAGCUGGAAUCGCACGGCCUGGAGCCAAAUCCACCUGGGAAGAGCCAGCACUGGGAAAAGGGCUCCGGGCCUGGGGAGACCCCACGGAGCUGCAGCGUCAAGUGUUUCCUGGAUGGUCCCUACGGAACCCCGAGCCAUCGGAUCUUCACCUCGGAGCACGCCGUGCUCAUCGGAGCCGGCAUCGGCAUCACGCCCUUCGCCUCCAUCCUGCAGAGCAUCAUGUUCCGGUACCGGCGGCGGAAGCAGAGCUGCCCCAGCUGCCAUUUCUCCUGGAGCGAGGAACAGCGGGAUGAGGAGAUGACGCUCCGGAAGGUGGAUUUCAUCUGGAUCACACGGGAUCAGCAGCACCUGCAGUGGUUCCUCGGCCUCCUGGCCAAGCUGGAGUCGGAGCAGGCAGAGCUGGAGCCGGGAGGGAAUUUCCUGGAGCUGCACCUGUACAUGACCUCGGCGCUGGGCAAGGGGGAUGUGAAGGCUCUGGGGCUGCAGCUGGCCCUGGACCUGCUGGCAGCGCAGGAAAAGCGGGAUUCCAUCUCCGGGCUGCGCAGCCGCACCCAGCCCGGCCGCCCCGACUGGGACAAGGUGUUCGGGAAGGUGGCGGCCGAGCGCCGCGGGAAGGUCCGGGUGUUCUUCUGCGGCUCCGCGGCGCUGGCCAAGGUCAUCCAGGGCCACUGCCGGACCUUCGGAUUCCGCUUCUCCAAGGAAAACUUCUGACGGGCUCCAACUUCACCUUUUCCAAGGAAAACUUCUGCCAGGAGCUCUUCCCACCCUUCGGUGUCCGGCAUCCGAUCCCGCUGCGUCCCAGCCCGGAUCCGCUGGGGCUGGGUGGGUGGGAUGGAGCUUUGGGAAUGUUUCCUUUGGAUGUGAGGAAUAAAUCAGGAAAAGAUGGGAAAGUUUCCUUUGGAUUCGAGGAAUAAAUCAGGAAAAGAUGAGAAAGUUUCCAUUGGAUGUGAGGAAUAAAUGAGGG